This is a messenger RNA of Drosophila subobscura, 952 nucleotides long. RefSeq names its product RNA-binding protein with serine-rich domain 1-like. The transcript is spliced from 2 exons. Gene Ontology annotation, cellular component: cytoplasm; nucleoplasm; ASAP complex. Gene Ontology annotation, biological process: mRNA splicing, via spliceosome. NCBI's taxonomy places the organism in Eukaryota, Metazoa, Arthropoda, Insecta, Diptera, Drosophilidae. The record is from RefSeq and is a predicted model, not a curated record. Gene Ontology annotation, molecular function: RNA binding. The coding region runs from base 22 to 843 and encodes 273 amino acids.
GUUCAGUUUUGUUUAAAAAAAAUGUCGGAGGGAAAUAAAAAAUUUGAGUCCUUCGGGGAGAACAGUACCACAGUCCAACCGGAAAUCGACUGGGCCACUGUCGAAGGUCAACGGUGCAAGCGCCCCUGUGUACACAUGGCUAACGCAGGUUGGAUUCCAUUGUCGUCGUUGAAGAUCUACAUUGGCAACCUGGGUCCACUUGUCAAACAGGAGAACAUCGGCCAGAUCUUUGGGCACUUCGGGGAGAUGCGAACGGUCGAGUUUCCUACCGACCGACACCCCAUCAAUCCCCAGGGACGUGGCUUUGCCUUUGUGCACUACGUCUGCCCAAGCGACUGCACACGGGCCAUCGAGCACAUGAACGGAAGAAAAGUCGGCGACACGAAUAUUGUGGUGUUGCCGUUCCAAAAACGAGAUGCCGGUUCCGGCUCCCGGUCGAGGGGAUCUCGUCGUCGUUUUGACAGCCGCAAGCAACGUUCCCCAUCGUCCCACUACAAUUCAAGCCGGUAUAGACGUGAACGUUCCCGAUCGCCUAGGUCGGAGAGCCGUCGCCGAUCCGUUUCUCGAUCGUUCACGCGUCAGCGUAGUGAUUCGCCUACGGGCGGACCCUCCUCCCCGCACUUGCCAGUGCAAUAUCUGGGUGAACCAAAGCCGCCCAAUCUGCAGCCUCUGUUCCCAAGUGCGCUGGAGACCAAUACCAACGAGAUGGAGGUUUUCCACUUCCCAGGCUCAACAGCUCUACAGGAUGCCAAGAAACGCCAUGACAAAGAAAUGUCAGAUUUAUAUAUUUACUUGGACACUAUCAAGGCCACAAUCACUAAGCCUAAUCAAGGCACCAAAUAGAAAUUACUGGCAAUCGAUAUCGGAUACCUCGAAGCAAACAGUCCCCCAGACAGUCACCCAUUCGUCAUUCGUCAGCUUCACGCUGAUGAUGUUUGAAGAUCAAACAAGA